AUGUCUCCAGAUGGCGAAUCGACAGAGGCUCGGCCAGUGAAUGGCGUGAACGGCAGCGGCGAGCACGCGAAUGGUACAGCCAAGGCGAACGGAACGGCGAAUGGAGCGAAUGGCAAUGUGAACGGUAAUGGAGCAGCCAACAGCGAGGAGAUUCCUGAAGAUGCGCCGGAGCACUGUCCUGGCCCUUCCUCCGAACAAGCAGGCAAGGCGGACGCCUGCGACGGCUGCCCGAAUCAGGCGAUCUGUGCUGAGGGACCCAAGGGUCCCGACCCCGACCUCCCAGCCAUCCGGGAGCGUAUGGCCGGCGUGCGACGCAAGAUUCUCGUCCUGUCCGGCAAGGGUGGUGUGGGAAAGAGCACUUUCACUGCUGCCUUGGGAUGGGCGCUGGCGGCAGAUCCCGACCUCCAAACGGGCCUGAUGGACGUGGACAUCUGCGGACCCUCGAUCCCCCUCCUGACGGGCUUGGAGAAGGCGACAAUCCACACCUCGGCCGAGGGCUGGUCUCCAGCUUACGCAGCCGACAACCUCGCCGUCAUGUCUAUUGGGUUCCUCCUCCCCUCGCGGGCAGACGCUGUGAUCUGGCGCGGGCCCAGGAAGAACGGCCUCAUCAAGCAGUUCCUCAAGGACGUAUCGUGGGGCGAGCUGGACUAUUUGGUCGUUGACACGCCGCCCGGCACGUCGGACGAACACCUUAGUGUUGUUCAAUAUCUCGCUGAGAGUGGAGUAGACGGGGCGGUGCUCGUUACGACGCCACAAGAAGUUGCGCUCCAGGACGUGCGCAAGGAGCUCGAUUUCUGCCACAAGGUCGGGCUGCCUGUUCUAGGGCUCGUGGAGAACAUGAGCGGAUUUGUUUGUCCCAAAUGUCAUGGCGAGUCGGACAUUUUCGUCGCGACGACAGGAGGCGCCGAAGCCAUGGGCAAGGAACUUGGCAUCGAGGUCCUCGGAAAGGUGCCGCUCGAUCCCAGGAUCGGCGCACUGUGCGACCAGGGAGAGAGCUUCCUCGAUGCGUACCCCGACAGUCCGGCGACGACUGCGUACCUCGACAUUGUGCAGCGUAUCCGGGAGAAGCUGGGGGAUGCGUAG
Molecule: messenger RNA, 1083 nt
Organism: Cutaneotrichosporon cavernicola
Lineage: Eukaryota; Fungi; Basidiomycota; Tremellomycetes; Trichosporonales; Trichosporonaceae
Gene: NBP35
Exons: 2
Coding region: 1-1083 (360 amino acids)
Biological process (GO): iron-sulfur cluster assembly
Cellular component (GO): cytosol
Molecular function (GO): 4 iron, 4 sulfur cluster binding; ATP-dependent FeS chaperone activity; ATP binding
Source: RefSeq, a predicted model, not a curated record